Erpetoichthys calabaricus (reedfish) is the source of this 2208-nucleotide messenger RNA. Its product is annotated as adenylyl cyclase-associated protein 1-like. Bases 2 to 1462 code for a protein of 486 amino acids. The transcript has 12 exons. Gene Ontology annotation, cellular component: cytoplasm. Gene Ontology annotation, biological process: cell morphogenesis; cytoskeleton organization; regulation of adenylate cyclase activity. Gene Ontology annotation, molecular function: actin binding; adenylate cyclase binding. Lineage: Eukaryota; Metazoa; Chordata; Cladistia; Polypteriformes; Polypteridae. The record is from RefSeq and is a predicted model, not a curated record.
AAUGGCUAAUUUGGAGAGACUGACUGAACGUCUGGAACGUGCAGUUGGGCAGCUUGAAAAAACAGUUUCGAAGUCUGGACCAGAAAGAAUGCGAUUUGGUGAUCCUGCUCACUCCAUGGAAGCAGGUGGUGUUUCUCCCUUCGUGGAAGCCUUUGAUGCCUUUCUCUCAGGACCAGUGGAACAGUACUGCUCCCAGAGUCAGGAAAUAGGGGGCGAUGCCCAAAAACAUGCUGAGAUGGUCAAGGCGGCUCUUAAUCUGCAGAGACAACUGUUGGUCACUGCAUCUCGAUGCCAGAAGCCAUCCGAUAAUGAACUUGCUGUCCUUCUGCAGCCCAUAUCUUCCAAAGUUCAAGAAGUGCAAGAAUUCCGUGAAAAUAAUCGGGGAAGCAAACAAUUUAAUCACCUGUCUGCCAUCAGUGAAAGUCUUCCUGCACUCGGCUGGGUCACAAUGAGCCCCAAACCUGGUCUCUUUGUAAAGGAAAUGAAAGAUGCAGCCAUAUUCUACACAAAUCGCGUCCUUAAGGACUUCAAGGACACGGAUAAAAAGCAAGUUGAGUGGGUGAAGUCAUAUCUGAACAUCUGGUCAGAACUCCAAGCCUACAUUAAAGAAUAUCACCCCACUGGACUAACUUGGAGCAAAACGGGCCCAAAGGUGUCUGUCCCAUGCCUCCCCACAACACCUGAGGUUCCCCCAGUGAAGCGAAGUGUGGCUUCAUCCCCUUGGCAAAGAUUUACCCCUCGUUUCACCCUCCCAAAGUACCCUGUGGAUCCCACUGCCCGCACUGCUCUCUUUGCAGAGAUCAACCAGGGGGCAAAUAUCACAAAAGUUUUGAGGCAUGUAUCAGAUGACCAGAAACCCAAUAAGAAUCCCGUCCUAAAGGCACAGGCUGGUCCAAUGCAUAGUGCAGCUGCUUUCGGCACUACGCUGAAGCCAGUAUCAAGCAGAGCUACUGCCCCCCAAAAAAUGUCGAAAGAGAUGACCAAAUUGCCACCGGUUUUGGAACUGGAUGGAAAGAAGUGGAGAGUGGAGAACCAAGUCGACACCCAGGAGCUCGUAAUCAGUAACACGGAGCUGAAGCAGGUGGUCUAUAUGUUUAAAUGCCACGGUAGCACGCUGCAAAUAAAAGGCAAAAUCAACUCCAUCACACUGGAUAACUGUACAAAGGUGGGCUUGGUUUUUGAUGAUGUUGUUGGGAUAGUGGAUGUGAUCAACUGCAAGGAUACAAAAAUUCAGGUGAUGGGAAAGGUGCCCACUAUCUCAAUCAACAAGACUGAUGGCUGUCACAUAUACCUGAGCAAGGAUUCUACACAGUGUGAGAUCAUCAGUGCCAAGUCAUCUGAGAUGAACAUCUUGGUGCCCGAUGCCCAUGGGGAAUUUGUGGAGAUCCCAGUACCAGAACAAUUCAAGACUGUGUGGAAUGGAAAAAAACUGGUGACUACGGCAACUGAGAUGACUGGCUAAAGAAACAUCUCAAGGCUGCAUGAUACCACCAGAAAACCGAGGCUGACCAUUAGACCACCAUGUUUUAUAAACUGCCCAUCUUCAUAUCUAUACUAUCUAUUUUUAUUUAUUUAUUUAUUUUGCAUUAUUUACCACGUUCAUGACAAUAAAUAAGAGAUUAAUCCAGAUAGGGUUACCAUUUCUCAAAGCUUUUGGCAUAACCGAAGUCUUUUUAGAUUUGGAUGGUUUUCAGAGAUACAGCUGCGCUGCAGCACAAAAAGUGGCCUGCUAGUCUUGGUGCAACGUUUUUUGGGGGACACGGAUGCCCUAUUUGAUUUUUUUUUUUUAAUUCAGAAUCCAACCUUUGAACCUCUGAGGCAUGGAACUGAAGCAGAAACCUUGUCAUCCUUUAAAGUGUAUAUGGAAUAGAUAUUAGGGCAGCUUAGCUAUUAUCUAAACAAAUGCACUUGAUGGACUGAAAAGUCUCUUCUUGCUUGUCAUAUUUCUUAAUGUUUCUUUUUCUAAAGGUAAAAAGAAAAACAAAAGUGUUGACUCCUGUGGGUGCACUAGGCGACAUGUAUCUACUAGGUUCCAACUAAAUGAUUUUUCUUUUUUCUCAAAAUUCUAGACCUUUAAGCUAAAAGUUAUACAACAGUACAGUACACUGAGCUUUGCAGUUGUUGAAUCUCGCACAAAAGUACUCCAGAGUCGGAAACAGAAAGUUCUGAUUUUUGAUAGGCUUGCACGCAAUACCAGAAAUAAAGAUA